AUGGUGAUGUCCCCGCGGCCGUGGCGCGCGCUGGUGGCCGUGUCCCUCUGUGUCCUGCUGUGCCUGGCGGCCGCGUACCCCCCGAAACCCGAGAGCCCCGGGGACGACGCGUCCCCCGAGGAGAUGGCCCGGUACUUCUCGGCCCUCCGCCACUACAUCAACCUGGUGACGCGGCAGAGGUACGGGAAACGCUCCAGCCCCGGCGCCGCGGUGGCGGAGCUGCUCCUGGGGGCCGGCAGUGACAGGUCACGGUUCGAUGACGACUCCUCGUGGUGA
Molecule: messenger RNA, 276 nt
Organism: Poecile atricapillus (Black-capped chickadee)
Lineage: Eukaryota; Metazoa; Chordata; Aves; Passeriformes; Paridae
Product: peptide YY-like
Exons: 3
Coding region: 1-276 (91 amino acids)
Biological process (GO): neuropeptide signaling pathway; feeding behavior
Cellular component (GO): extracellular region
Molecular function (GO): neuropeptide hormone activity; neuropeptide Y receptor binding
Source: RefSeq, a predicted model, not a curated record